ACUGUUGUCCUGUUGUGAAGCCCUCUGUCCUGGAACCCUGCACCCCUCUGUCCUUCUAACUCGCCAUCACUUCAUAGUGGGACUCUUCUGCAGCAUCCAGUGAGGUCUGCAACAUCACUUGAGGAACCCAAAGAGUCAGGAACCAUGCUGACCAUUUUGGCGCUAGCGUCGGUCGUACUCCUGGGAAUAGUGCCCCAGCAGUCCGAGGCCAUCGUCAUCUACACGGGUUGGGAGCGGCACGCCCUGGUGGGUUCCGACAUCCGUCUGUCCUGCUCCUUCUUCUCCUGGCGCUGGACCUCCGAUGACGUCACCUUCUCCUGGAGCUACCGGGCCGACGGUGCCAGGGACGCCAUCUCUAUCUUCCACUACACCGGUGGAGCUCCCUACGUAGACAACAAGGGACCCUUCAGAGACAGGCUGGAGUUUGUGGGGAACCCUGGUCGCCGGGACGGAUCCAUCCUGCUCAAGAACCUAGACUUCGGAGACAACGGCACCUUCACCUGCGACGCCAAGAACCCACCUGACAUAGUGGGACGCGCCUCCAGUGUCAGACUGCUGGUCUUUGAGAAGGUUCCCAUCCAGGCCGGAGUGAUCACAGGGUCCAUCAUCGGUGCAGUGCUGGGUCUGCUGUUGCUCAUCGUUGUAAUUUAUUAUCUCAUGAGGUUCCUGGUGGCCCGCAGAGUCUUCAACCUCAGUGUCAGCAAACAUGGAAAGAAAGGGAAGGGUAAAGAGGGAUCACAGCAGAGACAGGGCCCAACUCUCUCCAUCGGAGACCCGUCCAAGCUGAAGGCCGCCGCCUCAGAAAAGAAGAAGCAGGAGUCGCGCAAGGAUAAGAAAUAGGAUACGGGGAGCAGAGAGCUAGAGUCCCAACACACAGCCCUGCCCAAAGUAUUGAGACAGCCAGAGAGAGCAGGAACAGGGGGAGGGGACUCACCCAAGGGGGAAGGGCCUGGGAGGGUGCUGAUGACCAUCGAGCUGGAGCUCUCUAAGUGGGAAAAAGAGGGGGAGGGGAAAGGGGGUGGGUCCGCCUCGGCCAAAUCAACCAGUUUCCUAUCCCUGUCCCAGCUCUCCAAAAAACUGACCCUGAAAUAAGUGAAUGAGGAUCAUACUGGAGAGGGAGGCAGCGGAGGACCUUAAAGAGGCAGUCUCAAAGAACUGUAAGGCUGUGUCCCAAAUAGCACCAUAUUCCCUACAUAGUGCACUACUUUUGACCAGAGCCCUAUGGGCCCUGGUCAAAAGUAGUGCAGUGCACUAAAUAGGGAAUAGGGUGCUAUUUCGGAGGCAGCCUUAGUCUGUCUAUAACAGUAUAUUCUUUCCCACAAGAUCUAAGCCUUUACAACUCCAAAGUAUAUUCAUCAUGAUCUCAAUGCCACACUGGGGUGAACAUUGACACAAUAGUGAUAAAAAAAAUAUGAUAACUCAAUCAAUGGAAGUAAAGCACUCCAACUACUACUGUCAGGUCAUGAAACAUGCCAUUUGAACCAAAUCAAAUGGCAUCUGACUGCUGGUUUGAUGACAAAAUCUUAAAAGCUAUUCACAAGUUUGCCCGUUCAUUCUGACAUCUUAGAUGUGAUGCAAGGCAGUAUUUCUCUACUACGCCUGUCCGACACACAUCAGAGAGUCCUGGCUACAGGGACCACCCAAUGUGUUAUUUUUGUUUGUGUCCCAAAUGGCACCCUAUUCUAUACAUAGUGCACUACUUUGACCUGAGCCCUAUGAUCUGUCAAACUUUGACUUGCCCUCACACUGACUUCUCUCUUCUUUCUCCUCUUUCACUGGGAGCACGUUUAAUGCUAACUCUUUCUAAUCCUCUCUUUCCUAUCUCUCUCAUAGAUUUUCUGAAUCUUAUUUCUCAAAGACUUGACUUCCUCCCACUCGACUGCUUCAGCUUCCAUAAGUCACACCCCUUUAGACCACACCCCUUUCCUUCUGCCCCACCUCUUGAUGCACUUCUCCUAUCUCAUUAUCUCAUUAAGUCCUGCCUAUAAAAGAGUAGUCCUACCAAGUUCAGUGUUUUGUAUGAUGAGGCAGAACAUACUCAUAACCCCUUCAGCUAGCAUCAAGCAGAGCAGACCCAGCAUAGACAUGCAGUGUAACAUACGGAUCCACCAGGCUAAUGUAUAGAGCAUAGAUAGUUCCUGAAACUUCUGUUAAUGCUUCCUGCUUCUGGUUGCUGGUCAGUGCUCAAUCAGAUCAAAUGUGAGUGGUGUGAAGAGUUUGAGUGCACCCUGCACUGGACGAAUCAUAGUGAGUGAGAGAAAUAUGAUUCCUAGCUCUUAGCUUGUGUAGAUGGGUUCAAAUCGAAGUUCAUAUCACCGGGUAAUUCAUUCCCUUCAUAUUUCAGCUAAUGGAGACCGCUGUGCUGUGCUGCCUUUCUGUCACUGCAUUUCUGUCACUGCAAGCUGGAGGUUAGGUUAUUCCUGUCUAUAAGGGUGUAGUAGAUACAGGCUUACUGUAACAGCUGCAAUUUAAAGCAGAGGAGGAAAAUACUUGUUUGUUUGUGUCUGAGAGUACAUCCCAAAUGGCCCACUAUUUCCUAUAUAGUGCACUACUUUUCACCAGGGCCCAUAGGGCUAUGGUCAAAAGUAGUGCACUAUUUAGGGUAUAGGGUGCCAUUUUGGACGCAGACUGCUUUGACUUCUGUGACUGAGUCCUUGACAUGACGUCACGUUGACAGCCAGUGGACAUUCUCAGGCCCUGACAACAAAGGGAUACUCCUCCUUUCUACUCCUCCGUGUUAUUUUGGUCCCGUUAAUCCCUUCUGCACAUUUCUCCCCCCUAUUUUAGCACUUGCUGGUAACUGGAUCUCUCUCUCUCUCGAUCUCUCUCUCACGCACACACACUGUCUUUCUCUCCCUCCAGCCCCCUCUCUCUCAUCUCUCUCUCUCUCUCUCUCUCUCUCUCUCUCUCUCUCUCUCUCUCUGUGUCCUUUAGUGACGCUAAGCUAUGUUCCCUCAUAGACUACCCAAUCCACUCUAUACUUAAGCCUCUUCUAUCUAGCUCUAUCAGACAAAGCCAGACCCCAUCUCAAACAAACUCAGCAAUUCUUUAUUUCUUUUCUUUCCUCCUCCUCCUCCUCCCUCUUUUUCAAACUCAGUGAUGGACACAUCUCUCCUCCACCCCCCUGAUCACCAACGUCCCUCUCACUCACCCACCAAAGCCACCACACCCCUGCACGUUCGUUCACCCACCUUUUCUGCUGGUUGGAAUGCCACGUCGCUCUCUUCUGCCCCCUAUUGGCCAGGGAUGGAAACUGGGCAGAAUCAUCCAUGUUAAUAGUUCUCAUUGAAGACUUUAAUCUAGCUAUAGCUCUCUGCCGGUUGCAAAGGUGCGUGUUUUGUGUGUGUCUGUGUGUCUAGUCAGACUGUUAUUUCAAACAAAAGAUUAUAAACACUGUACAUGUAUGUCACUCUAAAGUAAAGCAAAUAAUUAGACAUUUUACUGAAGAAGUGCACAAAAACACAUGGGAGGCAGAUAUGUGAUAGUAUCUUCUUAUGACAUUUUAUCACAUAGAUGCCCUUGUAUAUGGAGGGGGAUCUGUGUGGCUGUUUCUUUUGGUGCAUAUUUUCCAGGGGCGGAAAAUAAAUAUUUUUUCAUUUAAGUUGCAAGCUGCAUGGGGCUACAGGAGGCACUCGCACAGUGAGGGAGAUGAUGAUGAGGAGGAUAAGGGAGGUUAACUCCAGAUGUUGCUGGUGGUAAUGUGAUUGGAAAAAAUAACAGGUUGUUGCUGGGAUGAAGAUACUUUGGAGAGAGAGAGACUUGACUUGUGUGUUAAGCCAAGCCAAAGUCUAUAUGUAUCGCUAAAGAUAUGGCUCAUAUCUCCCUAAAGCUCUCUCUUUCAAGGUCCUUACCCUGAGCUUCUGAUCUGAAUGCUUGACAGGCUAUGCGAGGUGGUUAGUGUAGUGUUUAGUGUUGAAUGUGUUUUUGUUCUUUUAACUGUGGUCAUAUGGAGUGUGUUAAAACCACACCAUGGUUAACUAAGCCAAUAGAAAAUAGAUAGUUCUGUUCACCCCAUCGCUGUUUAACCAACUAUCCAUCAUCAGAUGUGAUCAGUUUGAAUGUUUCUUUCAUUCCUUUCUCAGUACAGCCACAUGGACUCCUGACAUAAAACAAACUGCUUUAAAAUGUCUUUACAAUGUUUUCUUGUCUGCAUUGUGUACUGGAUGUAUUAUGUUGGUUGUUAGAUAACAUUCCUUUCUUUGAAAUUUCAAGCUCUUAAAUGUUUACGUUUAUUUUAAUGCUUAUACUUAUACUAAUCAUACACAUUUGAUUGUUAUGUAAAAUGUGUUGUAAAGGGAAGGUAAAUAAAAAUUAAAGCAUCAAACACAUCUUGGUUGUAAAAGGAGAAUAAAAUAAAUCCAUAUGAAAAUGA
Messenger RNA from Coregonus clupeaformis (lake whitefish), 4372 nucleotides. RefSeq names its product myelin protein zero (gene mpz). The transcript has 6 exons. Gene Ontology annotation, biological process: myelination. NCBI's taxonomy places the organism in Eukaryota, Metazoa, Chordata, Actinopteri, Salmoniformes, Salmonidae. Gene Ontology annotation, cellular component: membrane. Bases 145 to 840 code for a protein of 231 amino acids. The record is from RefSeq and is a predicted model, not a curated record.